Molecule: messenger RNA, 1368 nt
Organism: Bolinopsis microptera
Lineage: Eukaryota; Metazoa; Ctenophora; Tentaculata; Lobata; Bolinopsidae
Product: syntaxin-7-like
Exons: 7
Coding region: 10-810 (266 amino acids)
Biological process (GO): intracellular protein transport; vesicle-mediated transport; vesicle fusion
Cellular component (GO): SNARE complex; endomembrane system; membrane
Molecular function (GO): SNAP receptor activity; SNARE binding
Source: RefSeq, a predicted model, not a curated record
ACCUUUAGGAUGAGCUACGAUCAGUUGUGCCAGAAGAUUGGCAGUGCGAUCUUCAAAAUUGGCAGCAAUGUAACUGCAAUGCAGAAGUUGGUAGUACAGCUGGGUACACCUAGUGAAACACCCAACGUUAAGAAGCAGCUAGACAGCAAGAGAUCAGACGUACAGAGAAGUAUUGAGACUACAGGUGACAUGUUCAGGGAGGCUACAGAUCAAUGUAAAGUAGGCUCACAACAAGAACAGAAAUCCCGGAAGAUACAAGUGGAACGAUUGAAACAACAAUUCAGCGAAGCUAUUCAGAAAUUCAAGAAAUAUCAAUUGCUAGAAGCAGACAAGGAGCGAGCAGCAGUGUCGAGGAUGAGAUCCAGAACUACUUCUCUUCGUAACGAGAUGUCAAAACAACCUAAUGUGGACACGGCCUAUGCUGAUAAUGAUAGUCUUAUGGACGAUGAUUCAAGGCAGCAAAAUCUGUCACAGUUGCAAGAAUUCGCUGAUGAUCUGGAAACAACUACAGCUUUGAUUACAGAGAGGGAAGAAGCCAUUCGAAGACUAGAGACAGACAUGGUAACAGUGAACGAGAUCUUCAGGGAGAUUGGAACUAUGGUACACGAGCAGGGUGACAUGAUCGAUAACAUCGAGCACAACGUUGAAGUAGCAAGAGACCGUGUGGAUGACGGUGUUGUACAACUCGAAAAAGCUUCUACCUACCAAAAUAAAUAUCGAAAGAAAGUCUUUGUGUUUCUUGCUAUUCUAAUCGUGUUCGGACUUGUACUGGGUAUCAUAAUAUGGCUCACGACCAGGAAAAAGAAUUAAGAUAAGCGAGAUCUGCUUUUAUUUGUUACUGCGAACUGAAAAAAUGUACUGAAAUAUUUCAACUGAAAUGUCAGAGAUUUGAAAGUUGAAUUUGUUUAUAUUUGUGUUAUGAUUCCAGAAUAUGUAUUAAAUGUACAAAUCUGCCCCUUGUUUACAAGACGGAUAAUCUCAUGAUGAUAUUUAAAAUUUUUUGUACUUUUUGGAGAUUUUUUCUAGACUCCCCAUCAUUACCAACUAGCAUAAUGAUGAUCACAACCUUGAUAAUGGUGGCGUUGUUUGUAUUGAAAGCUAAGUUUCAAUACUGUACAAGCUUGAUAUGAAGAAUAUGCGUGCUAUUUACUAUUUAGGGGUGCAUUCCUACACCCCUGCGUGCUAUGUGCAUUGGUUAACGUUUUUCCGGAUAUGAAAUAAUUUCUAGAACUGAAUUUGACAUAUUAUUAAUAUUAGACUUUCAAAAAAUGUUAACUUCAUUGUUUGCCAUACAAUCACGUUAUAUUAUUGUCAAUUGAGAUUUGUAAAAACCAAAAAUCGAUAUCAAUGUUUUGUCUUUUAAUCAAA